AUGGAGUUCGACACUGCGAGCCAGAGCCUCUCGCCCGGCGCGGCCUCGCACCAACCAAAUCUGAGACUGCCUGCUACGUGCGAUCCGCCGUCGGAGCAGAAUCCCCACAGGCAGGCUUCAUGGAUUGUCUUCGGCGCAACGGGCCACAUGGGACGGUCUCUCGUCCGGGCCGUGCUGUCCCACGGCGACCAGUGCACGGCGGUGGGAUGGACGCAGGAGAACACGCCGGAGCAGAUGGGACAGUGGGCGGACACGAACUGCGUGGGCAUGCUCUGCGACGUGCGGGUUCGAGAGACGGUCGACUCCGUGAUCAAGCGGAGCAUCGACCGCUGGGGGAACAUCGACAUCAUCGCGAACUGCACAGGCUACGGCGUAAUCGGCGCAUGCGAAGACCAAGACGACUACGACCUCCGCAACCAAUUCAACACCAACGUCCUAGGAACCCUCCACAUAAUCCAGCUCUCCCUCCCGCACUUCCGCGCCCAGUCCCACGGGCGGUACCUCAUCUUCUCCUCCACCGCCGGUGCCCUCGGCGUUCCCGGUCUCGGCCCCUACUGCGCAACAAAAUACGCCGUCGAAGGCCUCAUCGAAUCCAUGCUCUACGAAGUCGACAUCUUCAACAUCAAAGCGACGCUCGUGGAGCCCGGAUACGUGCGCCUCGACGAACCCGACGACGCCGCCAUCCUCUCCUCCUCCACCACUAACCCUCCAACCUCCACAGCAGCUGCGACACCCUCGAAUGUGCUGCGUCCCCGCCGCUACGGCCACUUCUGGGUCAAACCCACGACCUCCUCGCCGUACAACCCCGCGACGUCGCCGGCCCGCCACGCCCGCCGCAUGGUGCAGUGGCUCAACGACAGACAGCCCGUGUCGUCGGUGAAGUCCGCGGAGCUCAUAUGGCAGCUCGGACAUUGCAGCUACCCGCCGCUGAGGCUGCUGCUGGGAAGUUAUGCGGUCGAGAGCGUGAGGGAUAGGUUGAGGAGUAUCAUCGAGGAGAUUGAGGAUUGGAAGUACCUGCACUAUCCUGUCGACGGCGUGGCGGGCGGCGCGGGGGAUGAUGUCGGAGGUGCUGGUGGUGGUAGUGGAGGGGACGGGGGAGCGGAGGGUGUGAAGGAGGAAGGGCAAGGGGAGGGGGAGGAGGGGGAGUGA
Aaosphaeria arxii CBS 175.79 is the source of this 1149-nucleotide messenger RNA. Its product is annotated as short chain dehydrogenase/reductase family protein-like protein. The record is from RefSeq and is a predicted model, not a curated record. The transcript has 4 exons. The coding region runs from base 1 to 1149 and encodes 382 amino acids. Lineage: Eukaryota; Fungi; Ascomycota; Dothideomycetes; Pleosporales.